AUGUUCCAAGGAGAUUUUUCUUUUGUGAAUGUCGAUGCGUCGAGCUUGAGCACCCUUCCACACCGCCAGAGAGUGACGCGCCACGUCCACGGCUACCGUCGCUGGAAAAAGGGACAAGAUGCUCGCCGGCUCUUGGAAUCAUCCAGGUUUCAUGAAGCCUUUGAUCCUCAAUUGAAAUCUUCCAAGUCGGUCCCCAGCCGCGCCACCCGCGAGGAUAGACCUCCCGACACAGCCCAAGCACCUACCUUGUCAAGAUCCAUUCGCAGCUUACCGUCUUUGCUCGACGUCGUCCUGCUAAACAGCAGCUCAGAGCCUUCCAAUGUGCUCUCUGAGCAGCUUGCAGCCACAACCAGCUCACUUCUCGGCUUUGAGAGGGAAUGCGUGGUUCCUGCUGUCCGAGCACUCGAGCUGCGCAUGACAGCUAAAGAGAAUGUUCCCACCCAGGCUCCUUUCACCGAGACAUGGAUCACCGAGAGUAAAGCCUACCUGUACGACAGCAUUGCGAGCCACAGCUAUUUGUCUCGAAUCGCCGCCACCAUGCACCUCGUCACGACCAACCCGGAGCACCUCGACGCAGCAUACCAAUUCCGGUACAAGGGAGUGGCUUCGCUCAAAGAUUACAUGACCACUACUCCUCACAUUAGUAUUCCUCGACUCUACCGUGCCCUCCUAAUCCUCCUCUUCGCCGAUGCCUCUCUGGGAGACAGACAAGCCUUCUCUCAACAUGUUACGGUCCUGAAGGACAUCUUCGCGACCCACCAGGAUGAGAUCUUUGCAGACCCAUCCUUGAACCUCCUCCAAUACAUCAAUGUAAUAUACCUCGAAGUUCAAUUUGCUGCCAUGAACUUCUCAACAACGUCGGUCGACCUCAGGGAGGAUGGAUGGGCCGAAAAACAGCUGUUGCCGAUGUGGAAAGCAGUCUCCCCAUUCUUUUUGACAUCGAGGUCAGAGGCAGAUCGAAACCUGGAUUCCUAUCUGCAAGGUGACAUUCGUACUCUGUUCCUCGACGCUCAAGAAACGCUUGAUGUCAUGAUAAAAAUUCGCAGACAGACAUCUCUGGAUAUCUCACAGACGUGGGUCUAUGCCGUCUCGAAAAUCAUACUGACAACUGGAAGACUGAUGAACCUCUACGCCCACCUCGACGUCCCUGCCAUACUUAGCCAAGGGAUUCAUGUAACAACGUCCUCCCUCAUAUUGCAGAAACUUGAAGUCGCUUCCGCCAUCCUUUGUGUGAUAUACUGGCUUCGUGAAUUAGGAGGGAUUGAAAAUAUUAAGAUGACAGACCACAGGAGGCUAUUUGUGUGGAAUCCUAUUAUGCUGAGCAAGCUUCGACACAUACUGACGGUCUAUGAUGCGGCUGAUUUGGACAUGGCCGGACCACAAGAUAACGCCAGGCGACUGCCACUCGCACUGUGGGUUCUUUGGACCGGAGCCACAGCUGAACAUUCGGCGUCUGACCCUGAUUCCUUGACGGUCGAGAACGAGGGCUGGUUUGCAGAGCGAUUUUCCCACGUGGUGAGAAAAGCAGGGAUCGAGUCCAUGCCGCAGUGCCAAAUCAUUCUGGACCGCAUACUUCAGUUGCACGGUAUGCACACAAGCGCGGAGGAUGGUUGGAUCACAAGUUGUUUCUCGCAGGCAGAAGGGCCUUGA
Molecule: messenger RNA, 1650 nt
Organism: Fonsecaea multimorphosa CBS 102226
Lineage: Eukaryota; Fungi; Ascomycota; Eurotiomycetes; Chaetothyriales; Herpotrichiellaceae
Exons: 1
Coding region: 1-1650 (549 amino acids)
Source: RefSeq, a predicted model, not a curated record